Molecule: messenger RNA, 1189 nt
Organism: Sebastes umbrosus (honeycomb rockfish)
Lineage: Eukaryota; Metazoa; Chordata; Actinopteri; Perciformes; Sebastidae
Product: olfactory receptor 4K1-like
Exons: 1
Coding region: 1-963 (320 amino acids)
Biological process (GO): G protein-coupled receptor signaling pathway
Cellular component (GO): membrane
Molecular function (GO): G protein-coupled receptor activity; olfactory receptor activity
Source: RefSeq, a predicted model, not a curated record
AUGGAGAACUCGACACAGAUUGUGUCAUUUCUUCUGGCUAUGUAUGGUAACAUGGGACAAUUGAAGUACUUAUAUUUCACUCUGGCAUUGCUAUUUUACAUUUCAGUUAUUUUUGCCAACACAGUUCUUAUUGUUAUUAUUUAUGUGGACAGAAAUCUGCAUGAGCCCAUGUAUAUAUUCCUGUGUAAUCUGUUUGUCAAUGAAAUAUAUGGCAGCACGUCUUUGUUGCCCUGCUUAAUGGAUCAAAUCUUGUCAGAGACUCAUGAAAUUUCUGUUUUUUACUGCUUCCUUCAGAUAUUUAACAUUCAUACAUAUGUAGCUAUUGAAUUUGGAACAUUGACAAUAAUGGCAUAUGACAGAUAUGUAUGUAUUUGCAAGCCUUUACAUUACAACGUCAUAAUAACUAAACAAAUAGUACAAAAGGUAAUUAUUGUCAUUUGGAUAGUUUCUUUUAUAGAAGUUGGAGUUUUACUGUCAUUCACUAUUAGUUUAAAGCGUUGCGGGGCUGUUAUUAACAAAGUAUUUUGUGCACAUCACCUUGUAGUUGAACUCUCUUGUUCAUCAGACAGAACAGUGUCACUUAUUCAUGAUCUUGUGUUUGGUCUUAUUUUCACUGUUGCUGCUCCUGUCAGUUAUAUUUCUUACACGUAUGUAAAGAUUUUGUCCGUGUGUUUAAAAGGUUCCAAGGAGACCAGGAUGAAAGCUUUUGACACCUGCACUCCACAUUUAGCUUCACUCAUUAGUUUUGUCUUUGCCUGUUUUUAUAGUUUGAUCACUCAGAGAUUCGACAUGUUGUCUGUUCCUUAUCCGCUCUGUGUUUUCUUGUCUAUGUAUGUAGUGAUCAUUACGCCUCUUCAAAAUCCAAUCAUGUACGGCCUUAAACUGUCAAAAAUUAGACAUGCUUGUAAACAUUUGUGGUCAUUAAAAACAUUGCAAUUCUACAUUUUCGUGGAGAGUUUUUAAAUUCUAGAGUCCGUUAUUAAUGAAGAUGAUACAGUACAGUUUAGAUUGUGAACAUCUGUUCUGUUGACAUGAGAGAGAUGAAUAAGCAAGGCUCAUUGUUAUGUCAUACUAACAACAAACCAAUACAUUAAUUACUAUAUCAUCAUAAACACAAUCACUCAAGUGUUUGACUUGUAGUGACUUUAUUUAUGAUGACAUAGGAUGGUAAGCUUCUAACACUUUUAAG